Messenger RNA from Phlebotomus papatasi, 1609 nucleotides. RefSeq names its product N-acetylglucosamine-6-phosphate deacetylase. The transcript has 3 exons. The coding region runs from base 343 to 1560 and encodes 405 amino acids. The record is from RefSeq and is a predicted model, not a curated record. NCBI's taxonomy places the organism in Eukaryota, Metazoa, Arthropoda, Insecta, Diptera, Psychodidae. Gene Ontology annotation, molecular function: N-acetylglucosamine-6-phosphate deacetylase activity. Gene Ontology annotation, biological process: N-acetylglucosamine catabolic process.
CUCUCACUUCUUCCAAUGGAGAAAUUGUAGAUCAUGUGGAAAGUACAUCCGUGUUGUGGUUACUAAUCUUCUGACUGUCUCUAAAUGUUUUGCACAAGAAUUUCCUUAUCUGCGGCUUAUCAUAUGUCAAUGGCCCAAUUAUUGAGAGUACAUAAUCCAAAGUUGUGAUAUGGCACUCUAUGAACUAAUUUAAUAGCCGCUGUCGACUGCAUUUAUAGUGAUAGAAUUCCACUGACUGUUUUCAUUUAAGACGAGCAGGAGAGGUCUGUGAUAAUCCAGUGAUUUACAAAAUCAGCUUUUUUUGUGAUAAAACAUACCUCUGACCAUCGUUUUAAAUUUACAAUGAAAUUAAUACAAUUUCGCAAUUGUCGUCUGCUCCGUAAUCAUACAAUUAUAAAGGAUGAUUUGUGGGUUAGGAAUGGAAAAAUAAUUGAUCCCAUGGGAGUAUUCUUUGACGAAGAGUGUCACAGUGAUAUCCAAAUUGAUUGCAAAGAAGCCCUAAUAGCCCCAGGAUUUAUAGAUCUUCAGAUAAAUGGUGGAUAUGGUGUAGAUUUUUCUUAUGAUAUUAACACAGUCUGGGAAGGUGUAUCCAAAGUGGCCAAAGGUCUUCUUUCUCACGGAGUCACAUCAUUUUGUCCAACUCUUGUGACAUCUCCUAAGGACACUUACACCCAAGUUCUUCCUAAAAUUCCACGAAAAGCAGGAGGUCCUGAUGGUUCAACAAUACUGGGAGUUCAUCUUGAGGGUCCUUUCAUAAAUCCGAGCAAAAAGGGUGCUCAUCCAGAAAAUUGCAUCAGAGAUUUUCCCAAUGGAAUAGAUUCAUUACUGGAGGUUUAUGGAGAUCUGAGUAAUGUUUCAAUUGUCACAUUAGCACCGGAAAAGGAAAAUGCUAAGGAAGUGAUUGAGGCGCUAACGAGAAGAGGAAUCACAGUAUCUCUAGGACAUACAAUGGCUAAUCUUAAAGAGGGGGAAAUAGCUUGCAAUAAUGGAGCAACGCUUAUAACUCACCUUUUUAAUGCGAUGUUACCAUUCCACCAUAGAGAUCCUGGAAUAGUAGGUCUUCUGUCCUCAGACGCCAUCCCACCAGGGAAGACAGUCUUUUUUGGUAUAAUUGCUGAUGGAAUUCACACGCAUCCAGCUGCAUUACGCAUUGCUCACAGAGUCCAUCCUAAAGGGCUGAUUCUCGUGACCGACGCCAUCUCUGCCAUGGGCCUUUCCGAGGGAACUCAUCACAUUGGACAGAUGUCUGUAGACGUAAUUGGAGGUAGGGCCUAUGUGGCAGGAACGAAGACUCUCUGUGGAAGCAUAGCACCUAUGGAUGAGUGUGUUAGAAUCUUUUUGGAUUCUUCUGGAUGUGGAACGGUGUUUGCUCUUGAAGCCGCAUCCUUGACUCCUGCUAAGUGUUUGGGGAUUGAAAGCAAAAAGGGUACUCUGAACUUUAACGCUGAUGCGGAUUUCGUUUUAUUGGACGAUGCCCUGGAGGUAUGUUCGACCUGGAUUGCGGGCGAGUGCGUGUACCGGAAUCCGGAAAAGGUGUCUUUUGUCGUUACCGAAUCAUGAUGUCCUGUUGAUUGCAUAUAUUUAUCAAUACAUAUGGUUAUUUUUGGAA